GACUCAGUAGCCUUUGAGGAUGUGAUUGUGACCUUUACACAAGAGGAGUGGGCUUUGCUGGAUCCUUUGCAGAGGAGUCUUUACAGAGAUGUGAUGCAGGAAACCAUCAGGAACCUGGCUUCCACAGAGGACAAUCAGAGCAUUGAAGAUGAGUACACAAAUGCCAGGAAAAUUCUAAGAAGUUAUAUGGUAGAGAGACUCUAUGAAAGGAAAGAAGGUAGUCAGUGUGGCAGAACCUUCAGCCAUGUUCCAGACAUGAAUCUGAAUGAGAAAACUCUUGGAGUAAAGCCACAGAAAAGCAGUGCAUAUGAAGAAGACUUCAUUGUUCAUUCAUCUCUUAAUAGGCAUGUCAUUACUCAUAAAGGACAGAAAUUAUAUAAGCAUAAAGAAUGUGGAGAGAAGCCAUAUAAACAAAAGCAACUUGAAAAAGCCUUUAUUUCUCCCAUUAGUGUGAGAAAGCCCAUGAAAACACAAAGCAGAGAUGGACCUUAUAUAUGUAAGCUAUGUGGGAAAGCCUUUGAUUAUCUCAGUUUAUUUCACUUACAUGAAAAAACUCACACCAGUGAGAAACCCUAUGAAUGUAGGCGAUGUGGUGAAGCCUUCCCUUCUUUUGCUUCUGUUCGAAAACAUGAAAAAUCUCACACUGUAGAGAAGCCCUAUGAAUGUAAGCAAUGUGGAAAAACCUUCCGUUCUUUUACUUCCACUAGAAACCAUGAAAAAACUCACACCGGAGACAAACUUUAUGGAUGUAAGAAAUGUGGGGAUGUGUUCACUUGUCUCGCAAACAUUCAGACACACAUGCUAUUGCACCAUGGAUACGAACGUUAUAAAUGUAAGGUGUGUGGGAAAGCGUUUGAUUUUCCCAGUGGCUUUUGUAUCCAUGAAAGAACUCAUAAUGGAGACAAACCCUAUCAGUGUAAGCAAUGUGGGAAAGCCUUUAGUUUUUCCACUUCCUUUCGGAAACACGAGAGAAGUCACACUGGAGAAAAACCGUACAAAUGUGAGAUAUGUGGAAACACCUUUAGUAGUUCAAGUGAUUGUCGACUACAUGAGCGAACUCACACUGGAGAGAAACCCUACGUGUGUAAGCAAUGUGGGAAAGCCUUCGCCCGUUCCAGUUACUUUCGAAGGCAUGAACGGACUCACAGUGCAGAGAAACCCUAUGGGUGUAAGAAAUGUGGAAAAGCCUUCACUUGUCUUUCAACCAUUCAGAGACACAUGAUAACACACACUGGAGAUGGUCGUUACAAAUGUAAGGUAUGCGGGAAAGCCUUUGAUUGUCUGAGUUCAUUUUAUAUACAUGAAAGAAUUCACACCGGAGAGAAACCUUAUGAAUGUAAGCAAUGCGGUAAAGCGUACAGUUGUUUCAGUGACUGUCGAAAACAUGAAAGAACUCACACGGGAGAAAAGCCUUACGAGUGUAACCAAUGUGGGAAAGCCUUCAGUUGUUCCAGUUCCUUUCGAAGACAUGAAAGAACUCACACUGGAGAGAAGCCCUAUGAGUGUAAGGAAUGUGGGAAAACUUUCAGAUAUUCCAGUGACUUUCGAAGACAUGAAAGAACUCACAGUGGAGAGAAACCCUAUGAAUGUAAGGAUUGUGGGAAAGUCUUUAUUUAUUCCAGUUCCUUUCGAGUGCAUGAAAAAACUCACACUGGAGAAAAACCAUACGUAUGUAAGGAGUGUGGGAGAGCGUUCAGUUUUUUUAAAUAUUUACGAAUGCAUGAAAGAAUUCAUACUGAAAAGAAUGCCUAAAUAAAGAAUUAAGGAAGGUUUUAUUAUCACACAACCUUCCUACCACACAGGAAAACACUAGAGACAAAAGCUUUUAGUCUUUCCGUUUAAAUUGAAAGUCAUGGAAGAAACUACAGAGAGAAACCUCUUGAAAAGCAGCAAUGUGCACAUGUCUUCAGUUCACACCGAAAAUUGAACAGUGGAUCAAAACUUCAUAAUGUGAAAAAUAAAAGAAAGUUCUCAGUUUUACUAAGACAUUCUUCCAAAAUCAUUUGAAAACAAAUAGAGAAAACUCUUGUAAAUGUUAAAAAAAAAAAAAACUUGAGGCAAAGUCACUUGUUUAGAAUAUUCCAGAAGAUAAAUAACCCAGAAGAGAUGUAAAAAUUAUAAAUAUAUUUAUCAGUA
Tupaia belangeri chinensis (Chinese tree shrew) is the source of this 2136-nucleotide messenger RNA. Its product is annotated as zinc finger protein 709. Gene Ontology annotation, molecular function: RNA polymerase II cis-regulatory region sequence-specific DNA binding; DNA-binding transcription activator activity, RNA polymerase II-specific. The record is from RefSeq and is a predicted model, not a curated record. NCBI's taxonomy places the organism in Eukaryota, Metazoa, Chordata, Mammalia, Scandentia, Tupaiidae. Gene Ontology annotation, biological process: regulation of transcription by RNA polymerase II. Gene Ontology annotation, cellular component: nucleus.